UUGACCAGGCACUACGAAACCCAAAACGACCACAUAAUAUUGUUCGUCUAUUCCUUAAUUUUCUCCUUCUAUUACAGACACAUUAAUACAGUUGGUGUGUUCAAUUAAAAUUUUCACCUUUUUCGUUUAUUUCGGGUACUUGCUUGUUUCUGUGACUUUGGGCCUGCCUGAAGGACGCACUGAAAUAUGGCUGGAAUGCUUCCUGGAGUGGAAUGUGCCCGAAGAAGACGGAUGAUCCAUGGCAGCACCAGACGUUCAUCGUCUCUCUGCUUAUACACAAUCAGCCAUGAAAACCAUCACACUUCUUCCUCUUCCUCUUCUUUGAAAAGAAGUCUAUUAUACAAGUCAUGCAAUGAUGAGGAACUGAGUGGAGCAGCUAGAGAAGCCAAGGAGAGAUUAGAUGAGAGGUUGACAGCACAUAGAAAAUCUGAAACCAAAAGGAGUAACACUGAAAAGAUCUCGAGUUUUGUGGAGCGUAAAUCCAUGGUGCUUGGAGAGUUACAGAAAGAGGCGUUGGGGUCGAAACAGAGCGGCCCAGAGAGGUUCAGUUGGAUGAAGUUGAGCUGGAAGUCCUCCGACCAAAACAACUGCGCUGUUUGCAUGUGAGAUGCUUGUUUGCCAUGGCUAUAUAGGAACUUUGCUACCAAAUUGAGCUGCUUCCAGAUUAAUCCAACUACUUAUGUUGAACACCCAAUUAAUUAUUAGGCAAAGAAAAUGCUCCAUUGGGUUGAGAUUGGAAAUGGAAAACUCAAAAUCUAAUUUAGCCCUUGUUAUUCUGUGUAUGAAUAUGGGUAUUGUUCAAUCUAAUGUAAAUUUAAAAUUAUAAUCUUUAGCUCAAAAUAUUAAACAAAAUCCUUCAGC
This is a messenger RNA of Juglans regia (Persian walnut), 861 nucleotides long. RefSeq lists its product as uncharacterized. Bases 187 to 606 code for a protein of 139 amino acids. The record is from RefSeq and is a predicted model, not a curated record. NCBI's taxonomy places the organism in Eukaryota, Viridiplantae, Streptophyta, Magnoliopsida, Fagales, Juglandaceae. The transcript has 3 exons.